Chiloscyllium plagiosum (whitespotted bambooshark) is the source of this 1933-nucleotide messenger RNA. Its product is annotated as cytochrome P450 2J2-like. The record is from RefSeq and is a predicted model, not a curated record. Gene Ontology annotation, biological process: arachidonate metabolic process; xenobiotic metabolic process. Gene Ontology annotation, cellular component: intracellular membrane-bounded organelle; cytoplasm. Lineage: Eukaryota; Metazoa; Chordata; Chondrichthyes; Orectolobiformes; Hemiscylliidae. Gene Ontology annotation, molecular function: oxidoreductase activity, acting on paired donors, with incorporation or reduction of molecular oxygen, reduced flavin or flavoprotein as one donor, and incorporation of one atom of oxygen; iron ion binding; heme binding.
UCUCUGACUGUUGGACAAGUGUUUGUCUCUGGGAAUAAUGGAGCUCUCAGCUUUUCCCAGAUUUUUCACCUCAGUGUUUGACAGAUUCUCUGUGCUGGCCUUGUUCUUCAUGGUGUUUGCCCUGGUCUUUGACUUCAUGAAGAGACGCAAGUGUCAGAAUUACCCUCCUGGGCCCCGGGGUUUGCCUUUCUUUGGGAACAUUUUUCAAGUGAACUGGAACAGCCCCCACUUAUCGUUUGCCAAGCUAUGGAAGGAAUAUGGCGAUGUGGUGAGUGUGCAGUUCGGAUGGACCAACACAGUGAUACUAAACGGCUACAAAACCCUAAAAGAGGCGCUGGUGAAGAAAUCUGAAGACUUUGCCGACCGGCCACAGUUUGCAGUGUAUGAGGAAAUCUUUAAGAUGACAGGGGAAGGCAUUGUCUUCGCAAGAUAUGGUCCCUGGUGGAGAGAACAGAGAAGGUUUUCACUUUCGACACUGAGAAACUUUGGGCUUGGGAAGAGAUCUCUGGAGGCAAGAAUCCUGGAGGAAGCUAAAUUUUUAAACAAACAGUUUGAAAAUGCAAAAGGUCUCCCUUUUGACCCACACAUCAGUCUGAACAAUGCAGCCUCAAACAUUAUCUGCUCAAUCGUCUUUGGAGAACGAUUUGACUAUCAAGAUGAAAAAUUCCAUAAAUUCCUUCACUAUCUCUCAGAGGAUUUGGUCUUGGAAGGUGGAUUUUGGGGUCAGCUGCUGAAUUCAUUCCCCUUUAUUCGCAACCUCCCGGGUCCACACCAGAAGAUAUUCAAGAAUCAACGGCUCCUCGUCCAAUUCAUUCAGAACACUGUCACGAGGCAUGAAGAAUCAUGGCCCCCUGAUGAGACCAGGGACUUCAUAGAUGCUUUCUUAGUUGAGCAGGAGAAGAUGAAGCAUGAUCCCAAGACAAGUUUUCUGAAAUCCAAUUUGUUAGGGACAGCUAUAGACCUCUUUGCUGCUGGAACUGAGUCCACCUCCACCACCCUGCGCUGGGCUCUACUCUUCAUGGUUCUCCAUCCAGAUGUGCAAUCUAAAGUGCAGGAGGAGAUUGACAGUGUAAUUGGGAAGGAGAAAAAGCCAGCAUUGGAAGACCGUGAGGAAAUGCCGUACACUAAUGCUGUUAUCCAUGAAAUCCAACGGGCAGGAAACAUUACUCCCAUUUCAGUUCCUCAUCAAACAUACAGAGAUACAGAGGUCAUGGGCUACACAAUCCCUAAGGGAACAAUGAUCAUCCCGAAUCUGUCCUCCGCCUUGUUUGAUGAGAAUGUUUGGUCGACUCCACACCAGUUUAAUCCGGGUCACUUCCUCAACUCAGAGGGGAGCUUUGUGAGACCAGAAGCUUUCAUCCCAUUCUCUGCAGGUCGCCGUGUGUGCCUGGGGGAGCAGCUGGCAAAGACUGAACUCUUCCUGUUCUUCACCUCCAUGCUCCAACAGUUCACAUUCCAUCUCCCAGAAAAUGAGCCAAGACCAAACUACACUGAAUCUAAGUUCGGAAUCACCCUGAGUCCAUGUCCUUAUCGCCUGUGUGUUAAACUCAGAUAAGGUGGGGGGGGGAGCCUCUAGAGCAGUGAGGAGUCACACACCUCCUUCAGUUUCAAACUGAUCCCCUCACUAAUUGUUUUUCUGACCCCCCUAGUAUAAAUUGUACUUAAAUUCCUAGUUACUUGUGUUAUUUAUAUGUGAAACCAAACCACCUUGAUUGAUUGUUUUUGUUUUUCCUUUGAACAAUUCAUUCAUAGAUUCACAAAUUAUAAUGUGACUAAUGUUGACAAUCUAGUUUUAUGAGGAAUUGUGCAAUUUUUCUAUUUGUUUUGGAUUUUGGAGAUCCGUCUUUGCCAACUUUGGAUUUUUGCAGCCCAAUUUCAACCAUGUGUGGAGGUGCCGGUGUUAGCCUAGGCUGAACCAAGUUAAAAAUAAUAC